UCCAUGCCAUUCAAGUCAGGAGAAAUAUUUUCUCUGGAUCUGGCUUCAACUAAAUACAGAGGCUGUGAAAUGUGUUUAACUUCUCCCUGUGUUUUCAGGUUUGACACCUUGCCUCGGGAAGAGAAUCAUGUUUCUCAGAAGUGCUCUGCUGGGAAUUCUGCUUUCCAGCAGCCUCUGGACAGAACCUUCUCUGGCUGGCUCCAGCUUUUUAAGCCCUGAAUAUAAAAAGCUACAGCAACAAAAUGACCCAAAAAAACCCUCCGCACAAUUACAUCGUCGAGGAACGGAAGGCUUUUGGGAUCCAGAUGAAGCAGAGGCAGAAGACGACAGAAACAGUAUUGAAAUUAAGUUUAAUGUUCCCUUUGAAAUCGGUGUCAGGAUAACAGAAGAAGAGUAUCAAGAAUACAGACAAGUGCUGGAGAAGAUGCUAGGGGACACGCUUGGAGCGAGUGCUCAAGCAACUCAGAUGAAAAACUGAGGCAAGACGGAGGACAACACAGCACUAGAUGGCCUGAUUUGGUUUAAAUUUAACUCAAAAUGAAAUUACUGAUCACAACUCUGAAGAAGAAGGAACUACGUGAACCUAAGCCGUUUGCCAUGACAGACUUUGGGAUGGAUUAUCUUUUAAGGAAAAAUACAAGACCUAGAGCCCGAAGUAAUAAAGGGCAAGGUUUAAUCACAGGCUGACAAGUAGGCUUAUUUUCUUCUCUCUUUUCCUUAGCAAAUAGAGUGAUUAUUCUAAAGGACGUGUUUGAAGGCCAUAUGAAUCCUUUCUAAAACUGGUGGAAACCUCUUCUUACACAUCUAUAAUAGAGAAUAAAGCUUAUGCUGAAACUGCAA
Messenger RNA from Columba livia (rock pigeon), 840 nucleotides. RefSeq names its product ghrelin and obestatin prepropeptide (gene GHRL). Gene Ontology annotation, biological process: negative regulation of inflammatory response; gastric acid secretion; regulation of response to food. The transcript has 4 exons. Gene Ontology annotation, cellular component: extracellular region. Bases 128 to 478 code for a protein of 116 amino acids. Gene Ontology annotation, molecular function: growth hormone-releasing hormone activity; ghrelin receptor binding. Lineage: Eukaryota; Metazoa; Chordata; Aves; Columbiformes; Columbidae. The record is from RefSeq and is a predicted model, not a curated record.